Messenger RNA from Eleginops maclovinus (Patagonian blennie), 1725 nucleotides. RefSeq names its product POP4 homolog, ribonuclease P/MRP subunit (gene pop4). Gene Ontology annotation, molecular function: ribonuclease P RNA binding. The transcript has 7 exons. Gene Ontology annotation, cellular component: ribonuclease MRP complex; ribonuclease P complex. Lineage: Eukaryota; Metazoa; Chordata; Actinopteri; Perciformes; Eleginopidae. The coding region runs from base 154 to 813 and encodes 219 amino acids. Gene Ontology annotation, biological process: tRNA 5'-leader removal; rRNA processing. The record is from RefSeq and is a predicted model, not a curated record.
GUAUGCCGGAAACUGCCGAAGAAGAAAGAAACCAGAAGUGAGCUCAUGUUGUAAACAAAACACAUGUGAAGAGUUGUUCUGUUGUCAAAAAGAGCCGGUGUUUACAUUUUGAAUUGAUACGGUAUUCUUCGGGAAGUCCGCAAAAACGUCGGAAUGGAAGAAGCUCUUGUUCGAGCCACCAUUCCUCAGGAUCUGGUGAAGGUUCUUGGUGUGGAGUCUCGACCCAACCCAAAAGCCUUCACUGAUGCAUUCCUGAAGAACAGCCUUCCGCAAACCACACGCUGCGAUGUAAAAAACCUGCUCACUCACAAGGCUGUGAUCCUGGGCUACACCAGGCCCAAGAAAGACAAGAGGAAGAGCAAGAAACCCAAAGGACUGAACGCUCGGCAGAAGAGGGCGAUGAAGGUCUUCCAGAUCAAACCUGAGCACCAGAGAUACGAGCUCUUCGUGCCUCUGCAUGACCUCUGGAGGCAGUACAUCAUAGACCUGUGCAGCGGGCUGAAACCAACAAGUAAUCCACAGUUUGUGCAGCAGAAGCUUCUGAAGGCUGACUUCCACGGUGCCGUCAUCACAGUGGUGCGGUCUAAAUGCCCGUCGUAUGUAGGGGCUACUGGGAUAAUCGUCCAAGAGUUCAAACACGUCUUCAAGAUCAUCACCAGAGAGGACAAAAUGAAAGUGAUCCCGAAGAGGAACAGCGUGUUCUCAGUGGAGAUCAACGGCUUUGUGUCCCACAUCUAUGGGAGCAAGUUUGAGCAGCGAGCCAGCGAGCGUUCUGCCAAGAAGUUUAAAGUGAGAGGAACCAUCGACCUGUGAGGAUUCAGUGAACAACAGAGACAUGACACAGUGCCUGACACUGCUUUCUGGAGGCAGCCAGUAGGAACUGCAGCAACAUUCGCAGGUGCUUUGUGGUCAUUUGCUGCAUAUUGGACCUUGUUAUUUUAUAUUUCAACAGGUUUCUACAGAUUCUGCUCUGGUUUCAGUUUAGAUACACAUGGCGGGGACUCAACAGCCAGUAAGUCAGUUAGAUAAUGUUUUUCUGUGUGGGAGAAAAUAACCCUGAUGAUGUCAUCACUCAAUGAUUAGUAAGGUGUCCCAAUUAAGUUCUUUUGGCCGUUUUCCCACUCCAAGACCAUUUAAUGUUGGGUAUCUCUUGAUUCAAUAUUUAACGUUAAUUAAAUACAUAUCUGACCCUGUAAAAAUAUAGCUGUAGAUAACUUAAUUUCAAACCUAUUGUAUACACGCUACUUGAACCAAAUACUGAAGCACACAUACUGAUUGCCUGAUAUUGUUUACAUAUAAUUUUGUUCAUGCUUUUCUGGGGCUGCCUCACGUUGACAUAAAUGAAACACGUCAGAAGUUUUUGUUUUUUUCUUUGAAGCAUUUUAAUAUUCCUGAAAGAGAAGUAUGACUCAGCCCAGUUACUUGUGUAGUGUUGGGCUCAUUAGACUGUCAAACAAUAAACCAUGGUAUUUAUUUUGAAAGCUUUGUUUAUAGUGCAUGAGGAAAUAAAAUGUGUAUUUUCUUAAUGGAAGUCAUUGAAGAGCAUGUUUGCUUUAUGCCAGCAGUGUUCAGUUUGUUAAGCUCAUUUUGUUUUGAUCAUGACAUUUAUUUUGUAAUGCUAAGCUUAAGUGAAGCAAAGGUCCAUCUGCAACCCUUUUUGUAACGGAUCAAGUGAAGUUCUGUGGACUGUAAGCUGUAUGGAACUGAAUUACAAUACAAUUAUGA